Molecule: messenger RNA, 5379 nt
Organism: Bursaphelenchus okinawaensis
Lineage: Eukaryota; Metazoa; Nematoda; Chromadorea; Rhabditida; Aphelenchoididae
Source: the annotation of a GenBank genome assembly
AUGCAAGGAAGAGAUUUAGGUAGGAUAAGAUAACUUUAAAUCGCCAUAACUUUUUGACCGCUCAAUGAAAUAAGUCUAAAAUUUGAGAGAGAGAAGAAAAAGUCAUUUAAGUCGUAUUUUAUAAAAAUAAUAGCAUUUUUGGUAUUUUUUCAUCUUGUUGUAUUUAAAAAUGGCAUUAAAAUUAAAGUUUAAAAAAACUGCUUUCAGAUCAGUUCUUUGAAGCGAUCCGUAACAAAAAUCGUAUUUUCAACCGUAAUGUUACAAAGGUUUGCCAAGGGACUGAUUUAUCAGAACAUUACCUUCUUAUGAAGAGGAUAUACGUGCCAUCUUUGAUGUGUUCGUUGGUCAAGAACGCUGGAGGAAGCUUGGAUCCUUUAAAGUUUGAUCCUGUAUUGUAUGUUAGUGCUUUUCUGCUUGUGUUAUGUGAAGGGAGAGUAGUGUAAGUUUUUAAUUUGAGUACUCAAUAUUACGAAUUUUAUUACCUAAAUUAUGUUUUUUUAAAGUUUUUUAAUUUUUUUUAAAUUUAUUUUUCAGUCCACCUACAACUACAGCAACUACUCCUGACUGGUCUGUAUUUGUUAGGGACGCGUACAUAGAGGAUUGUAACCACCCAGACCUUUGGUAUUAUUGUCAGAUGGUAAAGUUCUUUUUCAUAAGAGACGAUCCAAGAAGACAAGGCGUUUGUAACGCCAUCAGUUUGGAACAAGAAGUCGAAUGUCUGGUCACUCAGGUGGAUCCUAAGGAACGGUAGGGUAAAAAAAUACAGUUUUUUUUAUUUUUUUGUUUGGGUAGGGUAGGGGAGAGCCAAAUGUGGCUUUUAAAGUGUCAUAGAUAUGGCUAGAAAUAUCAUAGAGUAGACUAAAACAAACGUAACGCUACGGUUUGAGGAGCCAUAUUAUAGUAUGGCGGUAGAUGGGUAGGAUUAUGGCAGGGUUACGGUAGAAAAAGGAUAAGACGAGGGUAAGGCGCAACGACAAGGUGAGGUACGGUAUGAUAGGGUAUAAUGGGUUAGGAUCGGGUAGGGUAGGGUAGAGUAGGACAACGAAAACAUAAAAUAUUCAAAAAUUUUGAAAGAAAUUUAAUUCCAGCUGCCAAAGCGACAAUAUGUAUGAAUUUUCUUGGAAUUUUUUAAAAUUUGCGGCUUUUGAAGAAGAUGGAAUCGAGUUUUUUGGACCGAUGUCAGAAAGUAUUAAACCUAGUGAAUACAUUGAUUUCAAGAAAAAACUAGUUAACAAUGCCUACUUCAACAAUGUGUUUCAUGAGUUGAGGGAGAUUCAGAUCGUUGAAAGCCAGCUAUAUCUACAUUUUAUGGUAUCUUCAUUGAUUUUGAAUAACCUAGGCAAAGCGGCUAGACAGGUAGGGUAAUAUUUGAUGGUAUUAGGCAUACUAAUAUAGUAGUAAUAGUGAUACAAUAUUAAAUACUGUCACUGUUAGGUUGUUUUGGUAAAAUACGAUGUUUGAAAUUAAAAAUAGUAUGGUUUUGCAAAAUUUUAGACCGACCGUCUUUUGAAGAGCUACUGUUCAAACGGAUGUCACCUGAAUAAUAAUACUAAAGGUUGCACAUCUUCUAUUUUUCAUAAAGACAUCAACAAUCCGGAGCCAAAGAAGAGUCAACAUGCUUAUAUGUAAGUUUUUAAUCGGUAGUACGGUAUUUUUAGAAGUUUAGUGUAAUUAUCUACUCUGUUCUAGGUUGCUGUUGAGGGUAGGUUACGGUAGAACAGAGCAGGUAAGGGCAAGGCAAGGCGCGGUAGCACAGCGCACGGUAGAGUAGGAUAGGGAAACGUAGGAGGGAGUGGGAUAAAACAAACUAAGCAAGAGCAGGGCAAGACAAGGCAACGCAGAAUAGGUUAGAAUAUGUUAAACAGUGUAGGACAGAGUAGGGGAGGGUAGGGUAGAACAGGGUAAAGAAGGACAAGGAAAGACAGGACAGGGCAGGUCUGUGUAGAAUUCGGCAGGGUGGGGUAGGAAGGGGUACAAAAUAGGGUAAGGCAAAGGUGAAGUAGGAUGAAGCAGUGGGGAAGCACGGUCAUAUGCAAUAUAUAAAAUUCUGUUACUGAUAACAAUUUUAAGUUUACCAUAGUAGUUUACGUUUUACAGGAAACUAGAAUGCAACAAGCAAAACCUGUACAUCCAAAAGAAAUAUACCAUUGGUUAUGUUGACCUAGAGAGCUUUGUAAAAACCGAAAACUUUAGAUGUGUCAUCAUAGUACUGGCUAGUUGCUUUGGAAUUUUGAUGAAUAUUUACAUGGUAAUACUGUUUACCUUAUUACAAUAUUUUUUGUAUUUUUUGUUGGGGCAUCUUGAAUACCGUGUUUUACAUUACUAUGAUUUGUUGGACGGGUCGGCUAAGUUUUUUAGGUCUGGUCCAACUUUUUUAAAGUCAUGCUUAAUUUGAAAGUUAUACUGUAGCAUUUAGGUAUACCUACUCUACAUGGCACGCCACAAACUAAUCUCGAGUGGUGUAAUCCUGGUGUUUGCAUUUGCUGUAGCUAACUUAUUGUACCUUUUCAUGAAUUUGUACUUUGUUCAACAACAGUUUUAUCCAUUCUUUGAAGAACGAAACAAUGCCGACUUUUUUCGAAUUUCGAAUUAUUCAAGACAACGAGAUGACACCUUCUUGGCCGCGGUUUCUGCAUUGAGACUGACUUUGAAUGACGUAUAUAGGUUUUGAAGUGUAAUGGGAAUGGGCAUGUAUCAAUAGGGGUGGAAGGGGGAGGAAGAAGGGGUAACUUUGGUCUUGACUAAAUGAGGGUAGAGUGGGGUAGUGCAAGGCAGGGUAAAUUGAGAUGGAUAGAGUAGGGUAUGAUGGAGUAGGGUAAAGGGUAAAGGAGAGUGAAUAAUUAAAAAAAUAUUUUUUUUUGAUGAAAAGAAAAUAGGGUAGGGUAAACUUUGGGGCAAACAUGUUUUAAAUAGUAGGGGGUAUGUUAUGAAGUUAAAAAAAUUUUAUAAUUUUUAAAUUUUUGUUUAAAAAAUGAAGUUUCAGCGCUAUGGCAACGUAGAAACUGGCGAUUUUUCCCAAAAACAUCAAGGAGUCUGGUGGCUAGCUAUUGUUGAAAGCUUUCUGGUCAAUUUCUCACGUUCGGUCGCUGCUUGGGUACUUAUUCUGAUCAUAGGGUUGGCGUUCUACGAGCUUAGAUCGGUGAGUUUGUACCUAAUUUUUAAUUUUAUUAAAUUUUAUUUCUUGUUAAAAACAAAGUUUACCCUACCCUAUUAUAUCGUACUCUACCCUACUCUAUCUUACUAUACCUAACUCUACCAUAUUUGACUCUUCCUUGCUUUAUCUUAUCUUACCCUAACUUAUUUGGUAGGAUAGUAUACGAUAGCGUAAGGCGCUACUUUGCUCUAGCUCUACUCUGCUUUAGUUUACCUUGCCUCGGCCUGUUUAACCCAAUGCUAUUUCACUUUUGCCUUACUGCCUUAUCUUACUCUUUCUUACCAUGCUCUAUCUUACCUUACUCUUCCAAGUUUACUUUACUUUACUCUAUUAUACUAUUUUAUACAGGGUGCGCCAAAAGUGCUGUUACAAAACUUAACCGGUCUUUUCUCUAUGUUGCGGUUAAAUUAAUUAAAAUUUUUUUUAUUUUAGCUUAUUCUCCGUGUUUUUUUUAUUGUAUAAUCAUAAAAGUUAAGUCUUCAUUGUCUACCGUCUGUGUAUAUUUAGAUGUCAAACAUGAAGGCUAUCAUCAACAAAUUUCAUAAUGAAUAAUUGUUAAAAAAAGCUUUGAGCAUAAAUUAAACUAACUUUAUUUAAUUAAUUCAUUUUUCGUAUUUCACAAAAAAAAUUUUUUUAAAUCGAAAUUUUAGUCAUUUUGUGGCCAGAUUCGGCCGAGUGUCAAGAAAUGUUUUAUUGUUUUGAUAUUGAUAUCUGGUGUCGGAAUGGUCGCUGUUUACAUUUUUAUUGGCAGUUUGGAGUACACGAACAUUAGUUACUUAAACGAGGUAAUGCAGUCCAGAGGUUAUAAUCAAACUGCUAUUGAAAAUCAGUAGGUUAUUUAAAUUUGAAAAUUGUUUUAGUAAAAUGUAGACAAACUUUAAGUAUGGUAAAAUACGGGGAUUCUUUCGACGAGGCAAACAUAUAGAGUAUAAACUUGGUAUUGAAAUGGAUUGGUUAAGGCUUGGAUAAAAUUUGUAUGAGUUUGGUGUGAGAAGGUACGAGGAGAUGAUAGAUUAAGUAUAAUAAAUUAAGGUUGGCUUUUGGUUGAGGUUUCAAGAAAUUGCUAAGGUACUGAAAGGGUAGGGUAAGGGCAAGAAAAUAUACGGUAGGGUAGAAGAGACUAUUGUUGGGUAUGCCAAGCUUGAGAAGCGUAUAAUUGUGUAGGGCAUGUGGAUUUGAGGAAUGGGCUUUCAACCACGGCCCAAUUUAAAUUUGGAUCAGGCCCGGUCCGGCCCGUUCAUCAUGUCUAAGGGCAGGAUGGAGAAGGUGGGGGCAGGAUAUGGUACAGUAAUUUAAGAUAGCAUAGUGUAGGGUAAGGUAGGGUAGGGUAGGGUAGGAAUGUGCUAUACUAUACUAUACUUUUUCAGGUGCGAAAAGCUACUAAAACAAGACGUACGAAAAGAACUACUAAAAGGCCAUGCCUACUUUAUGGUCUUCUUCUUCGUAGUGUCAGUACUUUCUUUACUAGGUUUAUUUGCCUAUCACAAAUACAAAGUCAAGAAAUCAGCCAAUAGUAUACCUCCACAAGUCUAUGAGGAAAUGAAGAAGUCGUGGAAAAGCUUAUCACUGGCUUCUUUUGUUUAUAUUGCAUCUAAUUUUGGCACUACUCUGGUCGAAAUUCAAAGUUUGUUCCGGCUGGGUAAUUACAUGACCCAAACUGAUGUGGAAUAUAUUGCCAAUUUGUAUCGAUGGCUCUACUUGUUGUCGUUGAUUGAUCCGGUUGUUCAUCCACUGAUUUUGAUCUACAGGUUUAAGGUAAUGUGCUUAAGCAAGUGGUAAAGGUUAGUCUUUGCUUUGCUACACCUUGCCUUGCCGUGCCUUGCCUUGCCUUGCCUUGCCUUGCCUUGCCUUGCCUUGCCUUGCUUUGCCUUGUUCUGUUUAGCCUUAACCUGCGCUACACUGUACUACCCCUAACGUACCUGAUUUUUUGCAUAUUGUAUUUUACCCUGUCUUAUCCUCUAAACGCAUUAGAAUGCACGUUUCAGACCCUCCGCCAUCUCCACUACAAUGUCCAAAAGGAGCUGACCAAUCUACAAUUAAAAUCGAUUCUCCGCAAAAUGUCGGCCACUUUUACAUCUAAAAAUACGAACAAGAUUACCCGGUUUGACGACGAAAAGACUAGCAGUAUUAGGCCACGACGUUUGCGAGCUAGCGUACAACAAGACCUUCAAUGGAUGUUGAACUACUUGGAACGGGAAAAGAAGGCCAAGAUGGGGGAAAUUUAA